UGUAGAAAUUUGCCUGAUGCAUCCCCUUGAUGUAGUGAAAACAAGGUUCCAAAUUCAAAGAGGGAAAACUGAUCCAACCAGUUACAAGAGCCUGGGGGAUUGUUUUAGGACUAUUUUCCAACGAGAAGGAUUACUUGGCUUCUACAAAGGAAUACUUCCCCCUGUCUUGGCUGAGACACCCAAAAGGGCUGUGAAGUUUUUUACCUUUGAACAAUACAAGAAGCUGCUGGGAUAUGUGUCAUUGCCACCAGGACUGGCUUUUGCAGUUGCUGGCUUGGGCUCUGGGUUGACAGAGGCAGUUGUGGUAAACCCGUUUGAAGUGGUGAAGGUUACCUUACAGACCAAUCAGAGUGCCUUCACAGAGCAACCAUCUAGCUUUGUUCAAGCUCAGCAGAUCAUUAGAAGCGGUGGUCUGGGCUCCCAAGGACUCAACAAAGGCCUCACUGCAACACUGGGCCGUCACGGAGUUUUUAACAUGGUUUACUUUGGAUUCUACUUCAAUGUGAAAAACAUUCUUCCAGUCAAUAAAGAUCCAAAUUUGGAGUUUUUGAGGAAAUUUGGAAUUGGGCUAGUCUCGGGAACAAUAGCCUCAAUUAUUAACAUUCCUUUUGAUGUUGCAAAAAGUAGGAUUCAAGGACCACAGCCAGUUCCUGGAGAGAUCAAGUACAGAACCUGUUUUAAAACUAUGGCAACAGUCUAUAAAGAGGAAGGAUUUCUGGCUCUGUACAAAGGCUUGCUUCCCAAGAUCAUGAGGCUGGGUCCAGGUGGUGCAGUGAUGCUUUUGGUUUACGAAUACGUUUAUGCAUGGCUUCAGGACACAGUUCAUCACAAGUAGCACUUCUGAAAAAUGUGCUCUUUAAAAUUACAUGCAUUCUAAAAUACACUAUAAUAAAGCAAAACUGAUUGUUAUCCUUUAUAGUGUUGAAUACUCUGAGAUUGCACUGAUGUUAAUGCAGUUCCAAACAAAUAUGCUGUUGAGAUCCAAGAAAACCUUUAAGUACAUGUGUUUCUGCAAAUGCAUAAUUAAAUAUCAUUUGGCAUUUGUAAUUGUUUUGCUGGACCAAGAGAAAAUAUAAAGCAGACAUAAGACAGUGAGUUUUUCAAGGACAAACUGAAAUUUCUUGACACAGAAUCAUUCUAUGUAAUCAUAUACUUUUAAAAAAAUUUCGGCUGAAAUGGCGAGAUAAAAACUUUCAGGGUAUUUUAAAGGAAAAAGUAGAAUAAUCCUAGGGGGGCAGAUACUAUGCUAAUGUAAACUGACAGCUCCAUGAACUCCACAUUAAGAAAAUUAUUCAUACUCUGCAACCCUUCAGUCAGUCUUGGGUCCAGUUUCAAUUCAGCCCAGUAUAGUUUCAGCAUUCAUGGAAGAGCUUUUCAAGUUCUUGGGAGUUUGGAUAGGAAAGGACAGCACAAGUAGCCACAACCUUAAAAACAUGCAUACUGCUAAAUAUCCUACUUGUUCUUAGCCAUAUAUAUGAUAUAAAUCUCAUUCAGAUCGUAGAAGAUACUGAAAGAAAUUAGUAUGCAUCAAGUUACAUAAAAAAGCAAACCAACAUGGGAUUCAUAGAAGAAAUUAGUAAAUAAAUUAACAGAAAAAAGUAAUUUUAGGCAUAUGAGAUUUCAUUGCAAAUUUUUUAUCCACUUUGAUAUACUAUCCCAAAAGAGCUGUCCUGUGAUAAAAAUUCUCAGUGCACCUUGACUGCCCCUUUAGCCUUCCAUUUCCACCAUGGAAUUGUGAAACAAAGUUGUAGACUGAUAGACAGCUCAUCUGCAGUUGUAAUUAGCUAGCCAUACAUCUCAAAGAAAUGCACCUUUCUGUAGAUAAAAAAAAAGUUGCUCUGAAGCUAAAAUUUAAUAUAAAUACACUGUAAAUAUAAAUAUUCCAGGGAUGUACUUGUGUUCUUACUAGCCAUUCUAACUCUAUGAAGUACAGUAAAUUCUGCUAUGCUGACUGAAGACACAGUUUCUGUUCGUGCAGUUGUGCCAUUCUACAUUUUCUUUUGAAAAACUCUUUAAAUAAUUUAAAAUCACGCAUUAUUCUGUUAUAAAAAUGUCUCCGUUAUCUAACUUGAUUUGUUGUCAAAUGAGCAUAUAUCUUGCAAUUGCUGAAAGUUUCAGUAUCUCCCCAUACUACAUUCACUCUGUUAACAAAUAAGGUCCUUCCUUUAAAGGAGGUACAAACUUUUUCCUUAGCAAUCCUAAAGAAGUAUCUUUCUGCAUUGUUAUUUGAAAAUGUCAUUUCAGGUGUGAAGUCUCAUUUUCACAAGUGUUUUUAAUGCAUUGGAAAAGCAAAAAAUAGAAAAAAAAAAGAAAAUCUAAAAUUAGAAAUGUGUUUUCAGCACUUUCAAGGAUGCCUGUAUUAACAUGCUCAAUAAGCCUUUCUUUUGUCUGAAUUUGGCAACGGUGGCUUUUCAUACCUAUGCUAUUUCAUAGCUAAAAUCAAUAAAAUUAGCUCUGUUAAAGUUUAUGUUUUAAGGCAAGUGUUCCUCGUUGCAUUUUAUUAUCAGUACU
Molecule: messenger RNA, 2511 nt
Organism: Ficedula albicollis (Collared flycatcher)
Lineage: Eukaryota; Metazoa; Chordata; Aves; Passeriformes; Muscicapidae
Gene: SLC25A21
Product: solute carrier family 25 member 21
Exons: 9
Coding region: 17-835 (272 amino acids)
Source: RefSeq, a predicted model, not a curated record